Spathaspora passalidarum NRRL Y-27907 is the source of this 501-nucleotide messenger RNA. RefSeq lists its product as uncharacterized. Gene Ontology annotation, molecular function: RNA cap binding. The record is from RefSeq and is a predicted model, not a curated record. Bases 1 to 501 code for a protein of 166 amino acids. Gene Ontology annotation, cellular component: Lsm1-7-Pat1 complex; P-body. Lineage: Eukaryota; Fungi; Ascomycota; Pichiomycetes; Serinales; Debaryomycetaceae. Gene Ontology annotation, biological process: deadenylation-dependent decapping of nuclear-transcribed mRNA. The transcript has a single exon.
AUGAGUGCCACCCCAGAACCUUCACCUGCUCCAGUACAAACACAAGCACCAGCACGAGACCCAUUGGCUCCUAAUGUGGAAGACCUUUAUCUUGAAUCGUAUGCCUUCACCACGGCAGCAGCCUUGGUUGGGUCCGUCGAUAGGAAAAUCUUUGUGUUGUUAAGAGACGGACGCAACUUAUUUGGGAUCUUACGUACAUUUGACCAAUUUGCUAAUUUGGUAUUGCAAGACACAUACGAGAGAAUAUAUCUUGAUGACAAGUUUGCUGAAGUAUAUCGAGGCGUAUUUAUGGUUCGUGGUGAGAAUGUGGUUAUGAUGGGAGAAUUAGAUAUUGACCGUGAAGACGACCAUUUGGAAGUGAUGCAACAAAUAGAUUUCAGAGAGGCCGAAGAUGAAUUGAAACAAAAACACAAGCAAAUUGUCAGUGAACAAAAAAUAAGGAGCAAGAAAUUGUUGGAAAAGGGUUUGAUUAAUGAUUUCGUAAGGGGAGAUAUGUACUAG